Molecule: messenger RNA, 738 nt
Organism: Schistocerca cancellata (South American locust)
Lineage: Eukaryota; Metazoa; Arthropoda; Insecta; Orthoptera; Acrididae
Product: potassium/sodium hyperpolarization-activated cyclic nucleotide-gated channel 4-like
Exons: 2
Coding region: 1-738 (245 amino acids)
Source: RefSeq, a predicted model, not a curated record
AUGCUGAGGUACGCGUUCCCCGCAGACCCCGACUCGGAGCUCUGGUGGUGCGAGCGGCCCGGCGGCGGCGUCGUCUUCCGCAGGAGGAGGGGCGCCUCCCAGCGCCGGCGUCUCGCCAGGGCCGGCUCCAGGAACAGGGAGUCGGCGGAGAGGGACGGGGAGCGGCGGCGCGCGCCCAGCCUGCGCCUCGCCAACGGCCGGCCCAGCGCCGCGCCAGUGGGCAGCGCGCAGUCGGAGGAGGAGCUCAAGGAUGACUCCAUCAAGAUCAGCAUCGAGAACACCAACACGUGCACCGACUCGCUGGUGACGGCCAUCGACGACGAGACGCUGCUCAUCGCCGACUUCCUGUCCAGCUCGCUGUCCAACAUGAACAAGGACCCGGCGGCGAACGCCGGCCCGGGCGCCGCCGCGGGCAAGGUGCACUUCGGGGGCGCCGGCGACGACGUCAGCCUCUACGGGACGCCCAAGGAGGAGCCCGGCCCCAACCCUCUGGCCGCCAGCGAGAAGCAGAGCUUCCUCAAGAACCAGCUGCAGGCCAUCUUCCAGCCCACCGACAACAAGCUCGCCAUGAAGCUCUUCGGCAGUAAGAAGGCGCUCAUGAAGGAGCGCAUCCGCCAGAAAGCCGCCGGACACUGGGUCAUCCACCCCUGUUCCAGCUUCAGGUCAGUGCCACAACUGUUUCCUUACUGUGCUACGUACGUGUGCGCGUGUCCGCCCGCCUCUGCUCCGGAAGAGUAG